GCUACCAUCUUAUUAUUAUACAAGAAAUACGUUAGAUAAACGGUAAGGAUCAAAAAAUUGCUUUUAUAGAAAUAAAAUUGAAAAACAUAACAAAAGUUAAAAUUAAACGUUUCAAAGAAAUUACAAGACAUGGCGUGCCCGAUGGAUAAACUAUAUCAGCUGGAGUUCGUGGUGAAGACAAUGACUCGGUGCAGUCAACCGGAAGACGAGGGCUGCGGCACGGCCAUCAGCAUCCGGUUCUUGGGCAACCAGGAUCAGACGGUGUGCGAGAUCCCGGCACCAGCCGACUGUCCGUCAUCCGGUGUGACCACCGUGAACGUCGGCAACAAGUACACGUUCCCGAUGACAGGCUCCGGAAAGUGUGACCCGCGCUCGUUGCGCGUGUCCGUCCGGCUACACCGGAUGUUGGGCGCGGACACGUUGCCUGGUCGCGUGGAACUGGCAUCCGGCGAUCUAGAAGUACCGGUGACCGUGAACCCGGACCGUCGCCGCCGGCCGCCUUCUAGCCUAGGCGGUGCGUGCACCGCUGAUUGCGAUGACAACGCCGCCGCUAACGACAACUGCGAGAUAACUGUGCCGAUGACCAGCUGUCACGACGGCCGGACGGUGGCCGUGUUGAUUGUCAAGGCGCGCGUAUGGUGCAUCGGUUCGAUGAUGGCCGCGCCGAUCGCGUGCCCUAGCCCGUGCCCUACCCUCUGCAAGUCUAGCUGCCCAGUCCCGUGCCCGAUACCUUGCAAACCUAUCUGUCCAACACUUUGCAAGCCCACCUGUCCGACCCCGUGCCCGACACCUUGCAAACCCACCUGUCCGACACCUUGCAAGCCCACAUGUCCGACACCUUGCAAACCCACCUGUCCGACACCUUGCAAACCCACCUGUCCGACACCUUGCAAACCCACCUGUCCGACCCCGUGCCCGACACCUUGCAAACCCACUUGUCCAACACCUUGCAAACCCACUUGUCCCACCCCAUGUCCGAUACCCUGUAGCGGCCGCCCGGCGUUGAAACCAUCAUGUCCGACCCGCUGCUCGCCACCGCCAGAUCCAUGCUGCCGGAAGAAGCCGACGUCUGCGUGCGACCCAUGCCGGAAGAAGACUAUGACUAUCCCAUGCUGUCCCACAGGUUGCCCUCAACCGCGGCCGUGUCGUCGUCCAUGCUGUUCCACUUCCACUGGUUCUGGUGGACACCAGUGCCCACAGCAACAGUACGAGACAGUGUCUUGUGAAAUUGACGGACAUAAGAUGGACUUGCGCGUGCGCAAGAAGAACUUCGAAACAUGCUCAGUGCAACGGCGGAUCGCCAACGAAGCCGAGGCGUUCGCUUGUAGGGUAAUGGGAGUCGUGAAAGACAUGCACGGUCUCGUCAUGGACUCGUCCAAUAGUGGAGGUGGUGGCAACUGACCAAGUCAUUAUUGCGACGGACGAGGGUCCAUUAUAUUGAAAUUUUAUCGCGUUGAUCUUUUUUAAAAGUAUUGAACGCAAGUAUACGCGGUCAAUUGGCAGAAAUUACAUUCAAUCGUCACUUUUAUGGAUAACGAUUCGGCCAGUCAUAGGAGUAGGCGAGCUGGAUGAUCACCCAAGUCAAAAAUUAGGUGUUGAUGUAAAAUGUUGGUGAUAUCACAUCAAAAACACUUUGUCAAACUACAUGUAAAAAACAGCUAACUGGGAGUUCAGCAGUUGCUCGAAAAAUGAUAAGGACGCGAGAAGUGAUAACUGUUAAUGAUAAUAAUGGAUAAAUAUUAUUUUAUUUUCAAUAAAAAUCGACAUGUAAAAUAAGCUAAACAAAAAACAAUUAUUUUCUAAGUCUUGAGACAGUACAUAUUUCAAAAAAAUUUUUCAUUGCCAUUCGCCAAACAAAAUUACGAACAACGUACGAGCAACCGUGAAUGGUCGUCGUGAAGUAGAAGUGAAAAAAAAAUCAAAAAAUAAAUUGGACUUAUUUUAAGCGUUAUAAGUAUUCAGUUUGAUUUACGUCAGAAUAAAAUUAAAUGUCUUUAAUUUAAUAAUAUACAAAUUGCAUGAAGUACCUCUGUUGCAGCAAUAGAUUUAGCCUGUUCAACGGUGUCAGCUUCACCCACACCAACAAUAGGAGGGUAUACACUUUCUAUAGCAAAUGGCAUGUAAAGCAAAUGCUGUAUGUACGUCCAACUCUCGGCCAUUUUAAUACAAUGUUAAAAGAACAUCAGCUUUCAAACUCUUUUAUUUUUUAAUUUUAUGAGAUUAUCAUCCUCAACCUCUGAAAAUCUUUCAACAAUAGUGGGUCCUAGUCUUCAACGUUCACCUUCAAAGCCUGAUAUUUUAUCUGUUGGGGAAAUUGUUGCAGACACAUUGAGAUGUCUAGCUUCUGGUAAAAGUAUGGUUGAUAUUAUGUUCAAUUUUCGGAUUGGAAAAUCAACAAUUUCCAAGUUAUUAUUGAUCGUUGUACUGUUAUUUAGAAUAAACUAAAAGAUGAGGUAUUAUUUAAACCUAGUACGGAUGGUUGGUUAAAAAUUGCUAAUGAAUUUGAAGCUAAAUGGCAAAUGCCACAAUGUGUUGGAGCUUUAGAUGGAAAGCGCAUAGUACAUUAAGCUUUUGCAAGGAGUGGUUCUGUAAAUUUUAAUCAUAAAGUUAGCCAUAGCACCAUUCUUAUGGCACUAUGUGAUGCUAAUUAUAAUUUUACUUGUGUAAAUAUUGGAAUGCCUGGUGGAUGUAAUGAUGUUGGAGUGUUUAAAGCCAGUAAAAUGGGCAAGAAAAUGUUGAACAACACAUUGCAUUUUCCUAAAGCAUCUGCUAUUAGUAAAAAUAACAUUAAUAUACCAUACUAUAUUGUGGCAGAUGAAGCAUUUCCAUUUAAUACUUACAUGAUGAGACCCUAAUGGCCUAAUACCUUAUCCAGGACGUGGAAAAUCAAAACUUCCUAUCAAAGAAGCAAUUUUUAACUAUAGGUCUACAUUCAUACUAUGCACACUCAAAUAAAACCAACAAAAAGAAAUAAAUAGUUUAGAAUCAUGUUUAGUUCCUGUUAGACAAAUGGGAUCUAACUUCUAUGAUAGAGAUGCUAAAUAGUACAGUCUCAGUUAACUGAUUAUUUUACAAUGGAAGGUAUCGUCAAAUGCUACAACUUGGGACAGGAAAAUUUAUUUUUGGUUUAUUCCCCAUGGCUGCGCUGUAUUUGAGAUAGUCCAAUUUUUUUAUAUUUAAUUAUCUACACAAGAUUAUCUAUGGACUUGAUAUGAUAAUACAGCUCAAAACACAAAUAAUAGCGAUGGAGAACUGUUACCACGUUUUACACUAUUUCUAAAUAGUAAAUAGUUCUCAAUACUUUAUCGGUUAUUUAUUAUUAUUAACUAUGCUUUAAAUCACAAAUUUGUAUUCUUUAUUUUUUAUAGAUAAAUAUGUGUAGUUAUAAGUUGAAAAAACAAAAUUCAAUUUGAUUAAAUAUCAAACCUUGUAGCUUAUGAUUUAUACAUGUGAUACAACUUGGAACAUAGGUACAUAUAUAUAUAUAUAUAUAUAUAUAUAUAUUAAUUUGUUUAACUGUUAUUAUGUAUAUUCUAAGAUUUUUUAUAUUUUUAUAAUAUUUUUUAUAAAUAUGAACUAAAUUUAUCAUCUUCAGUAGUCGGGGGUUCAAAAAUAAACUUAUAUAUUCUUAUUAAUGAAACUUUACCUUGUAAUAUAAUAUAUUAUUAUAUAUUAACUUAAGGUGAGUAAAGUAAGGUAUCUACUAUUUAUAAACAUAAAUGAAGGGGCUGAGAGUGUCGACGUUCUUUAACCUAUUCGUUUAUUGUUUAUUAAGGGCUAUAAUCUAUAUAUUAUUACGAUUGUCGAUUUGUUUGGGAUCGUGAAUACAGUUCUAUAAAUAUAAGUUAUUUUUAUGGCAUA
Aphis gossypii (cotton aphid) is the source of this 3861-nucleotide messenger RNA. RefSeq names its product keratin-associated protein 16-1-like. Lineage: Eukaryota; Metazoa; Arthropoda; Insecta; Hemiptera; Aphididae. The coding region runs from base 130 to 1401 and encodes 423 amino acids. The record is from RefSeq and is a predicted model, not a curated record. The transcript has 11 exons.